Messenger RNA from Vidua chalybeata, 3210 nucleotides. RefSeq names its product grainyhead like transcription factor 3 (gene GRHL3). The record is from RefSeq and is a predicted model, not a curated record. Bases 734 to 2506 code for a protein of 590 amino acids. Gene Ontology annotation, molecular function: DNA-binding transcription activator activity, RNA polymerase II-specific; RNA polymerase II cis-regulatory region sequence-specific DNA binding. Gene Ontology annotation, biological process: regulation of transcription by RNA polymerase II. Gene Ontology annotation, cellular component: nucleus. The transcript has 16 exons. Lineage: Eukaryota; Metazoa; Chordata; Aves; Passeriformes; Viduidae.
GAAUUUAUGUGGUUCUGUGUUCAGGGUCUGUGUGCAGGACUCAACAGAGAAGGGAUGGGGAUCUCUGACCAUGUUUUUUGCAUUUAAUAUUUACAGUUAGCAUUUUUCUGCAUGCAAGCAGCAGGUCGAGUUGUUACCUUGUGCAAUAUAAACACAGAUCUGCUCACACAAAUCAUUAAAAGAACCUAAAAAUCAAGCCAAGAAUGCACAUCAGAGAAUGGAAUUGUGGUGGGAGUGCUUGGCACAAAGCAAAAAAGAAAAAAAAAAUAUUUUACACAUAUUCUGUAAAAUUCAUUCAAACAAUGAAUUUACCAAAGAGUGGACUUCGAUGGAUAGAAAUCCAUGCUGCCAGGAUUACCUUGUCAGAGCUUGUCAGAUUGGGAGUCAAAAUUUUGAACAAGAUCCAAGUUGGAUUAUAAAUACUCCAAUGGAGUCCUUCACAGAAAAAUGCACUUGUUUUUGUGGAAUAGUGAAUCCAGAGCUGCCAUCUCAGCCUGUUCUGCCAUCUAGGAAUGCUAAUUCCUUUGGGCCAUGGGACACAGAUCUCAGUCUGAUCAAAAUCCUUCAGGUUUUGACUGCUUCACAUAAGGACCUACACUGAAUAUUCCACCCAAAUCUGGGGUGCCCUGUGGCAGAAGGACAUUGCCAGAAAGAUGGGAAAGAUUGGCACCAUUGCUGGAAACAUGAAAUCAUUGCAAUUGUGAAGAAAGCCAGUUUUAGAUCUGUGCGUCUGAUGAAGAAUGACACCAUGAACUUCCAGAAGUUCCCCUACACCAGCGAGGAUGAAGCCUGGAAAACCUACCUGGAGAACCCCCUGACUGCAGCCACCAAGGCCAUGAUGAGGGUGAACGGGGACGACGACAGCGUGGCCGCCCUCAGCCUCCUCUACGACUACUACAUGGUCCCGAAGGAGAAGAGGAUUCUCCCAGCUGGGAUGAUGGGACGCAAUGACCUGGCAAAGAGCAGGCACUGCCACGGGAUGGAUUAUGAGCCCGAGAUCCCCUCUUUCGAUGGCUCAGCCCAUCUCAUGAAGCUGCUGUCAGAAAACGUCUCCAUGACCCAGGAGUUCUGCGAGCCUCCCAAGAAGAACGGCCUGAGUCUCGAGGGUGUCCCUGCUCCUCACAAGGCAGCCCUGCUCCCUCCAGGCACCAGCAAGCUGGAAGCCACCCCAGACAACUUCCUGGUGCCCCCAGGGGACGUGUAUGACAGCAGCUCCCUGAACUCCCUGUUCGAGAGCCUGCCCAUGGCCCCGGCGCAGCAGCGCUGGCAGCCCGACAGCACCUUCAAGGAGGACCCCCAGGAGACGCUGCUCUUCAGUGACAUCCUCAAACCUCAGCCAGAGCCACCCUGCCCCGAGAGUUACCCCACAGAUGGAGUGAAGAGUGACUUUGAAUACACUCUGGGGUCACCCAAAGCCAUUCACAUAAAAUCUGGGGACUCUCCCAUGGCCUACCUCAACAAAGGACAGUUCUACCCCAUCACACUGCGGACAGCUGGAGACAGCAAAUGUUUGCACUUGUCCUCAAAUAAAGUGAAGAGCGUGGUGAUGAUCGUGUUUGACAACGAGAAGAUCCCCACGGAGCAGCUGAAGUUCUGGAAGCACUGGCACUCCCGGCAGCCCACGGCCAAGCAGAGGGUCAUCGACGUGGCUGACUGCAAGGAGAACUUCAACACGGUGCAGAACAUCGAGGAGCUGGCCUACAACGCCCUGUCCUUUGUGUGGAACAUCCACGAGGAAGCCAAGGUGUUUAUUGGGGUGAACUGCCUGAGCACGGACUUCUCCUCGCAGAAGGGAGUGAAGGGUGUCCCCCUGAACCUGCAGAUCGACACCUACGACUGUGGCAGUGGCAGCAGCCAGCUGGUGCACAGGGCUGUCUGCCAGAUCAAGAUCUUCUGUGACAAGGGAGCAGAGAGGAAAAUGCGGGAUGAUGAAAGGAAGCAGUUCCGAAGGAAAGGAAAAUGCCUGGAUUCCAACAACAAUGGUCUGAAAGGCUGUUUGCUCUCUGGCUUCAGAGGGAAUGAGAUCACCUUCCUGCGGCCCGAGAGCGACCUGGAGACGCAGCCAGUGCUCUUCAUCCCCAACGUGCACUUCUCCACCCCCCAGAGGUGUGGCUCGGUGCUCCCUCCCGCUGUUCCCAACUCUGCAAACAGGCUGCCCCUGAAGCGGAGCGGGGCCUCCUUCACCGACGACUUCGACCCGAUCCCCCCAAAGCACAGCAAGGACGAAGAUCCCCAGAGAGUGCUGCUCUACGUGCGCAGGGAAUCCGAGGAGGUGUUUGAUGCUCUCAUGUUGAAGACCCCGGAUCUGCAGGGCCUCAGGACAGCUAUUUCAGAAAAAUAUGGGCUUCCUGAAGAAAGCAUUUAUAAAGUCUACAAAAAGUGCAAAAGAGGGAUCCUGGUGAACAUGGACAACAACAUCAUCCAGCACUACAGCAACCACAUGGCCUUUCUGCUGGACAUGGUAGAGGCAGAGAACAAGUUCCAGAUCAUCCUCAAAGAGCUCUAAAGAGCUGCAGGCAGCACUUCCUGGGACUUCUCUCCGAGCUGGCACGUGUGACUCCACAGAACUCAGCCCUGUGCCUGCUCUUGUUGCCUUGACUUGAACCCCCACGGCCCUGGGGCCGGGCCACAGAUUGCUGUGAGAUCAUCCUGUGAACGUGGAUCUGUUGAGUUUAUUAUUAUUAUUAUUAUUAUUUUUUAUUAUAUUUUAUUCCCUUCUGGCACGGGGCCGGCCUGAGCUGCUGUUUCAGGGCUGGGCACACAAAGUGACACUGCCAGGCCUGGGCAGAGAGCAGAGCUGGUGGCCUGGCAGUGGCUGAUGCCAGCCCAGGCCUUGGCCUCUCCACAGACCCGGCAGAGCUUUCCCAGCAGGGCUGAGCCCAGCUCUGAGCUCCUCUCUGGCACAGAAUCUCCCAGUCUCACAGCUCCUGCUGAACGGACACUGCCUGCUGAACACCCUCCCUGCCACAUCUCUGACUGUAAAUACCACGGAGGCUCCACAACCCCUGUUUAUACAUUUCUGUGUUGUUCCUUUUGUAUUUUAUAUGUGUAUAAAUAUGCAUUGUUUUAUACUGGACUCAGUAUGGUGACACAGAGCAUUUCAAACACACGCUGCUUCACAUUUCUCCGUGAACUCCUUUUGUAACUGUGUUGUUGGUUGUGUUGUUUUGGAUAUUCUGUAGUAAUAAAGGCUCAAGGACUGAAAAUGAA